AUGGAUCGCGCCGCAGACCCAUCCUUUCAAAAGACGGUCAACCAUAAGCGCCUUAGGUCCAGCAGCGACGGUACGGACCCCACGAUCCAUGAACCGCUAGCGAAGAGAGCCAAGGUCGACUCCGCGGAGGACCAUUCCCUUGGAUUGCACACGUCCUUGACGGCGAACCAAGAGCCAGGACACAUGACUUUGGGCCUCGGAAAGCCCUCGUCCCAGCAGUCGGCUGACCGCACCAUCUUCCGCUGGAACGAUCUACCGGGCGAACUGAAGAAUCAAAUCUACGCGUACGCCCUCACAGACCCUGCGCCGAUUUCCGGUACCUACCCGUGGAAGCGUGCCGAGCGCGAUGACCUGCUUGUCAAUCUUCUCCUGGUCAGCAAGGAAAUAUACGCCGAGGGUGCGCCCAUCCUGUAUGGCGCAAACACCUUCCGCUUCAGCGCUUGCCAGUCAGUCGAGAAGUGGCUGGACCAGAUUGGCACGAACGCGGCGAAGUGGGUCAAGAACAUCACGUUAGAACUGGACCACCCAUGGGCGGUCAGACGCGCACAUAGCAUGCACAUUCGACUACGUGCGGUCGAAGCGCUCGACAACUUCGUUGUCGUCAACAAGUGUUCGCACCCUUUGAAUGCCUUGGAGGCUUCCGUGUGGAUCAACCAGUUGGGCGAAGCUAGUCAGUGGCUUCUGGAGCUGGGCGAUAACAAAGCCGACCGCGAUGCUGCCAUCGAUCACAUCUUCACGCAUGCGGGCAGCUAUGAUACGCUCAAGCCCUGGAUUCCAGGAGAGGUGUGGGGGAGGCACUUUGCCGUGGUCGUGUCAGCGGUGGAGGAGAGCCAGAAGAUCAAGCUGCGUGAUGGUCUUAAGCUUCAAGCCUCUCUUAACGCGCGUCGGUUGCAUUAG
Molecule: messenger RNA, 897 nt
Organism: Lasiodiplodia theobromae
Lineage: Eukaryota; Fungi; Ascomycota; Dothideomycetes; Botryosphaeriales; Botryosphaeriaceae
Product: Short-chain dehydrogenase reductase sdr protein
Exons: 2
Coding region: 1-897 (298 amino acids)
Source: RefSeq, a predicted model, not a curated record